Venturia canescens is the source of this 2836-nucleotide messenger RNA. RefSeq names its product Succinyl-CoA:3-ketoacid CoA transferase (gene SCOT). Gene Ontology annotation, molecular function: succinyl-CoA:3-oxo-acid CoA-transferase activity. Gene Ontology annotation, cellular component: mitochondrion. The record is from RefSeq and is a predicted model, not a curated record. Bases 843 to 2465 code for a protein of 540 amino acids. The transcript has 7 exons. Lineage: Eukaryota; Metazoa; Arthropoda; Insecta; Hymenoptera; Ichneumonidae. Gene Ontology annotation, biological process: ketone body catabolic process.
UAUUUUUUUCCAUUUUCUCCAUAUUUUUUCAUGAAAAAAAUGGCUAAUCAUUUUUUUCUGUAAUAAGUUUACCGCUUUUUAUGGAAAAUUCAGAGAAUAACGAAAAAGAUAAUCGCGGUAAUAAUCGACGAUUUUGUGCUCGGAAUUAAAAAAACACAAUUGAAUUGUUCAUUCAAUAAUUUUGAAAGAACAUUUGAAAAUGAAAAUUUUGACCCCUCGUCCAUUAGAUUUACUUUUGAUUGUUUAACGGGUCGUAAAGCGUAAGCACAAAAGAUAAUAAAUUUUUCCAAAAUUUCGAAGUAAAAAUGUCAAAAAUAUCGAUUGAUAAGCCCUAUGCCAUGAAUAAAAAAUGCAUAACUCCCGUCUUUUUGCCCUGCGGGCAGUCGGGAGUUGAAAAAAAUGAAAAAAAAGAUCAGUAAAAUAAAAAAUCGAAGUGAGGUACAUAGCGACUGGUUUGCGUGGAUGCCCUCCUAUAUACACACAUUUUCUAAAACUUUUUUGACUGAACAAGUUUUAUUACAUCUGAUGGUCUCCGUCGGAGCCGAUUUCCCCUCUAAAACUUACAAAACAUAUUUAAUCGUACCAUUCCUUUAUCUUCAAAUGUUAAAACUUAUUUACAUAUAUACGUCGUAUCUGCAUGUAUAUACGGUAUAUACUAUCCACGUAACAGUUUUUAUUUGAUUCCAUUUUCUGUAUUAUAAGCGACCCAACUGGUAACUGGUCUUCAGUCGGUCUCCUGUAAUGCGAGAAAGCAUGACUAAAUGUCAAACUCUCACGGAUUUUUGAUAUACAAUCCACUUAUUAUUAUAAUAAUUGAAAGAUUUUUGUAAAUAAAUAUAAAUAUGGCUUUUACUCUCAGAAAAUUUAGUGGACUUAUUUUCCGAGUUGGUACCAGAUGCCGAAAUUUCGAACAAAUCAACAUCACAAGAGUGUCCACCCUCAAUUUUUCCAUAAAAGCUGAACCGACACAUACCGAUGGAGAUACCCCCAAAGUUCCUGCCCCUAAAGGAGAUGGGAAAGUAUUCACAUCUAUGUCAACGAUAGUCUCAGACAUUCCUGAUGGUGCUAAACUUUUGGUUGGAGGUUUUGGCCUCUGUGGCAUACCCGAAAACCUAAUCAAAGCAAUUUUAAAAAAGGGAUCUAAAGAUCUCAUUGUCGUUUCAAAUAAUGCUGGAAUAGAGGAUGCCGGUCUUGGUUUGUUGUUACAAGAGCACAGAAUUAAGAGAAUGAUUUCUUCUUAUGUCGGAGAAAAUGCUAACUUUGAACAGCAGUAUCUCAGUGGACAGCUAGAAGUCGAAUUAACUCCGCAGGGCACCUUGGCAGAAAGACUGAGAGCGGGAGGUGCAGGAAUCCCAGCAUUUUAUACGCCAACAGGAUUCGGUACUAUUAUACAAGAGGGCAAUGUUGUUGUGAAGUACGACGAUGCAGGCAACGCUGACAUAUCAGGUGAUCCGAGAAGCGUGCAACAGUUUAACGGCCGAGAUUACGUGAUGGAGACUGCGAUAACAGGCGAUUACGCUAUGAUCAAAGCGUGGAAAGCUGACAAAGCGGGAAAUUUGAUAUUUAGAAAAACAGCAAGAAAUUUCAAUCCGGUAAUGUGUAAAGCAGCGAAAAUAACGAUCGUCGAAGUAGAAGAAAUUGUGGAGAUAGGUCAACUGGAUCCUGAUCAAAUUCACGUGCCAGGGAUUUAUGUUGAUCGCAUUAUUCAGGGCCAGACAUACGAGAAGAGAAUCGAGCGAGUAACUACGAAUAAAAUGAUAAAAACAAAAAAAUCGACACCUGCCAGUAAGGCGAGAGAUAGAAUCAUCAAACGAGCAGCUCUUGAGUUCAAAAAUGGAAUGUAUGUGAAUCUUGGAAUUGGCAUGCCCAUGAUGACUAGCAAUUUCAUACCGAAAAGUAUAAAAGUGACACUACAGUCCGAGAACGGAAUAUUGGGUCUUGGACCAUAUCCCUCCGAAGAUCAAGUAGAUGCUGAUCUGAUCAAUGCUGGCAAGGAAUCGGUGACCGUUCUACCAGGGGCAUCGUACUUCGGCAGCGAAGAUAGUUUUGCAAUGAUUCGUGGCGGUCACAUCGACUUGACGAUUCUCGGAGGUAUGCAAGUUUCCCAAAAUGGUGAUCUGGCGAAUUGGAUGAUACCGGGUACAAUGGUCAAAGGAAUGGGAGGAGCAAUGGACCUUGUAUCAGCAGCAGAGACGAGGGUCGUUGUCACAAUGGAGCACAAAGCGCGUGACGGAAGUCCAAAAAUUUUGCCAAGUUGUACAUUACCGGUGACAGGUCAACAAUGCGUCGAUCUGAUAAUCACAGAUUUGGCAGUGUUCGAGGUUGAAAAAGGCGAAGGUUUGAAACUUAUUGAAAUUGCACCGAACGUCGAUAUAAGCGAAAUAGUAAGCUCGACCGGUUGCGAAUUUUCCGUUUCCGAUGACCUUAAGGUGAUGGGUCAAGUCUCAAUUGACGAUGAGAGUUGAAUUUUACCGAGGAUCGUUUUUUUAUUUCCAUGUACAUAACCACGUACGUGACUUGGAUCCUUGACCUAACUUCCUUAUGCUUUAGACAAGGAAAAACCUUCCGAUAUGACCUGAGAGACGAGAACAACGCCUGUAAAUAUCACCACUGUGAAGUUGAUAAUUCAUUUUCUAUUUUUUUUUUUUUUUUUUUUUUUUUUAUUAACUAUACAUGUACACUAUAUCUGGAUUACUCGUUAGUGCAUAGGUUUAUGCAGUUGAAUAUCAUUUAGUAUUAUACUCGAGGAUUGUGUUCGAAAGAGCAUUUAUGAUGAUUGUGGAUCAAGCUUGAGGUUGUUCUGAGAGGAAGAAAUACAUUUUAGCUUCGUUACUUA